ACCAAGAUUUCUGGAAAUGAUUAUCUAUCUAUAUAUAAAUAUCUGUGUUUAUAUCAACUUCUAAUGAGGUGGCCAUGUUAAGUGAGCAUUCCCUCACUUCACAUGGUCUUGGAAGACAGACACUUGUGACCACAUUAUUCCUUAAUAGAAAUAAAAAAUACAAAUACUGGUAUUUGUAUGGUAAAAUUAAAAAAAGCCAGCAACACAUUACAUUAUUAUUUUUUUUUUACCUGAUCUACAUCUUCUCCCCCCAAACCUAAUCAGCAUGUCUUUAUAUGUCGUGCAAUAACAUACCUCGGCCGGAACUUAAGUUCCAUCAGAUCAUUUUGGAGAUAUCAUUAGUGCAAGAAAAAACAAGAUGGCAACCAUUUUGAAUAUGGUAAUGGGCUCUCAAAUUCCUCAAGGGUGUAUAUUUUACCUGUCUUGUUUAAAAUUAAUUUUUUGCUUUCACAGAAGUAUCAGUGGUUCUUAUAAGCACUGUACCAAAAUCUUGGAUGUUCCCAACUUAUUUUGUUAGAGAACAAGGUACCUCACCCCCCUCCAAUGCAACCGAAAAUAUCAAACAUUUGGUUAUCAGAACAAAUUGCCUGUUGCCAAGGAACAGUGUCUGCUGUAUCCAAUGUGUUACGUGAUUGGGAAUUUAUUUUUGUAUAUUACAGUGGAACAAAGAUGGUAAGUACUGGAGCAAAUAAGACUUUCAUUUUUCACUUACGUUACCACCUUUAUCAUUUACCAUAAUGUACAGAAACAAAAUACAUUUACAUAAUUUUGGUUAUGUAACCCUGUAUACCAUUUCAUGUGGGGGAUCCUGUAUGAUCUUAAUCGUGUUACUUAAUUACGGGACUGUAGAAUUGUAUAACCUCCAAGCCUUUUUGACAAGAAACAUCAAAAUGUCACCAGUCUCCUUUAUGUACUUUUUUCUGAUGGAUACAUUGAAUAUAUUGGAAACUGAUUAUUCCCGAGGUAAAGGGGUUAAGUGGAAACCCUAAUACCAAAAGUAUUCACUUGUGGCAAGGUGAAGUAAUUUAAUUCCUUUCUUUUGAUUCCUCAUUUUAAUGGCCGCUCGAUCGGCAGCAACAUUAUUUCCACCGUUGGAAUCGCUGUGGGGUUCUGGGUUGCUGGUGCUCUGCUGCAGAUAAAACCCCAGGCCAAAGCAUUUGCACACCACAUGCUCUGCUGAACAAUCUCCAGGGAAACCAGUAAAAUACCAAAGUGAUGCACCAUAUCUUGGGAAAUUCAUCAGCUGACCCUUUGUUUACAAAGGUGUCCUGUGACCUAGGGGACACUAGAAUGGCUGCACUAGGUACCUGGCCGUUCUCCAUUCCAGCAGUUGAGAAAAUGAAAUCCCUCAUCUUGAAAGGACAGCACUCCACAGACUGCAUUGAAGAGGCCAUCACAGUUCACCUUGUUUUUUCAGGUAUUGAAAAUGACAGAGAGACAGGUCAUUAUAUUGUUGGCAGAGGAGGUUACCCCAACAGAGAUGGACUGGUCCAGUGUGAUGCUGCUGUCAUGGAAGGGACCCCAGGCCGCUUUGGAGCUGUGGCAGCCCUGCAUGGCGUGGGGACCCCCAUGGCAGUGGCUCGCCGUGUCAUGGAGCGGAGCACUCACAGCAUGCUGGUGGGAGAGGGCGCAGUGACCUUUGCCAAGGAGCAAGGCUUCACUCUGGAGGACAAUGAGAGCAUGAUGUCUCCAGAGAGUUCCAAGGCUUAUCAGGAGUUCGUAGAAAAAAAUGAAAGAUGCAGAGGACAUGACACAUUAGGUCUGAUUGCUUUGGAUCUUCAAGGAAAUAUAACUGUAGGUGUCUCUACCUCAGGUGCUCCAUUUAAAUCCCCUGGGAGGGUAGGCGACUCUCCACUGCCUGGCUGCGGCCUUUACGCUGAUAACACGGUGGGAGCAGCUGCAGCAACAGGUGAUGGAGAUAAGAUCAUGUGUUUUUGCCCUAGCUUUCAUGUUGUUCAGCUGAUGAAGCAGGGGUUAUCUCCUGCUAGUGCUUGCCAGACGGUUGUCAGUGAUAUUCAGAGAAGGAUUGGAAUGGGUGUCAUGUUUCAAUUUGGGCUGAUGGCAAUGAAUAUGAAGGGUGAUGUUGGAGCUGCAUCCUCAGUAGAGUUCCCAUAUGCAUUCUGGCGUCAAGGAAGCAACACCGUUGAACAAAAUAUUCAGUUGCCACUUCAAGAAUAAACCAGCACUUCAUAUCUUUAAGGAUCAUGAAAAUCAGGUGGAAAAUGCCUUCCUCUUGCACAUCUGUGCUGUGCUACAAAACCAAAUAAUGUUUUUUUAAUGGUUAAAAGGAGAAAGGGAGUGUGACAUGACAAUUAAAGCUAGUACUUGAUAUGUAUUCCUUUUUUAAAAUCGAGAAAUCACUGUGUUGUUUGUUGUGUUUAAAAUUGAUAGGUUCUUGCUCUGACUAGGGACAGAACUAUUCUGCCAUGACACCUGAAUCUUCAGUUCUAUGCCCAGCAUUUAUGCCACUUACUUGCAAGACUUUAACAAUUGAAGAUGAUUUGCACUGUUGGUUUCAAUAUUUAUUUGUAUUUGUUGUGUAGUAUGUAGUGUGCAAAUUCCUGAGAUGGCAGUAAUAUUUACCAUGAAGCUGAUUCAUAUUAAAAUGAUUUUUAUUAGUUGUGAAGUAUCUGUAGCACUCUUCCUGUUACCUGGGAGUUACCCAGAGAAUUAAGAGGCCUCUGCUAUUUACUAAAUUAAUUAAUGAUCUGAUAAAAAAUAAUAAUAAUAAAAACACUGCAAAGUACAAUACAAAUAUAUACCUGUUUCAUACUGAGGGACAGCUUAUGAUUUACACUAGUUUACUCGUUUGUUUUUUUUUAAGAAAAAAAUAACUUAUUGGGAUCUGUAUUAAAUCAAAAUGAUCUUCAGUAAUCCUGAUCAGUAAUACUUAUACAGGUACUUACAUCAUAAAACACAUACUGUAUGUUAAAAUGUAAUUGGUUACACCGUCUGCUGGGUCUAUUUGUUGAACUUGAAGGAAAAAUGUAAAUGUUAGGUAAAUUCAAGUAAUGCCCUUGUGCAGUUAAUAUACUUUUUUUAAAGUCU
Molecule: messenger RNA, 3048 nt
Organism: Acipenser ruthenus (sterlet)
Lineage: Eukaryota; Metazoa; Chordata; Actinopteri; Acipenseriformes; Acipenseridae
Exons: 11
Coding region: 1216-2178 (320 amino acids)
Biological process (GO): protein deglycosylation
Molecular function (GO): N4-(beta-N-acetylglucosaminyl)-L-asparaginase activity
Source: RefSeq, a predicted model, not a curated record